Molecule: messenger RNA, 3521 nt
Organism: Acipenser ruthenus (sterlet)
Lineage: Eukaryota; Metazoa; Chordata; Actinopteri; Acipenseriformes; Acipenseridae
Gene: gsap
Product: gamma-secretase activating protein
Exons: 31
Coding region: 367-2934 (855 amino acids)
Biological process (GO): positive regulation of amyloid-beta formation
Cellular component (GO): trans-Golgi network
Source: RefSeq, a predicted model, not a curated record
ACAUUGAAAGCUUGAAGGAUUGCUCGGUUAACCAAUCGGAGUAUACGCUUUAGAAACAUGGUGGGGGAGUGUCCUUGGACGGACUGAGGGCUGCAAAAUGAAAGUUUAUAGAUCCGAAUGAGCAAAAUGCAUUGGUUUCAAAGGGAUACAUUACAGUUUCGGGAGGAAGAAAACAUACUAUGUAACCACUGUAACUAGCUUUAUGCAAAACUGAAGUGGUCUUGCAGUCAAAUAUUCCUUCCACAAAGACCACAAACACUUGAACUUCAGCACCUAUCUUUGGGCGGAUAAAUAACUACGUUUGUUGUGGGAGCAAGCAGGUAACUUUUCGCACUACGGAAAAACUGAGAGGAAAAGCGUGGCUAUAUGUUGAAUUUACGCAGCACGUUUGAUCUUCAGAAAGAUGUCAUUCAGAUUUUGGAAAGGGAUUACCCGGCUAAGGGGACAGAAUACUCUGCUAGUUCUAAGGUUGAAGGACAAGUACAGAUUGUUCACAUUGAAAGAGAUGGACAUAUUCUAUAUGAAUGGAAGGGAACAUCUGAAACAUCUAUUGGAGGCUAUGACCCUUUCACAAAACAAAACAAGCUGCUGUUCACUUUUGACAAGGAGGUUUGUGUAAUAAGCUGUUCGGUCAACAAAGAAAGGACCUUGCUGGCUGUCAGUAUCCUACAGGACAAAAAGAGGAGUACCAUAAAUGAGCCUCUCCGGGCAGUUUCAAAAUGUUUAACACUCCUCAUUGAGAUUCAUCCCAUAAACAAUACUAAAGUGUUGAAAGCUGUUGACAGUCGAGUAAGAGUGCAGUUUCUGUACCCGUAUUCAGAAAACACUGCUGUACUGGAAAGUCAUUUGUUGCUCAUUUCAGAGGACAGCUAUAUUGAGCAAUUCCAUAUAAGCCUUUCCACAGAAGAAGGAUACAGAGUGGUGAUUAAAAAUUCAGAUCGCCUUGCUAAGGACAGAGUAGCAGAGGAUUUCACUUGGGCGCAGUGGGACACACAGGCUCAGAGGCUGUUUAUUCUCCUCGUGACGAAACAGUCUUGUCUGAAGUGUAUUCAGUUUUAUCCAGAGCAUAAUUUUGAGACAUUGCUUGAGUUGCCUUUGGUUUUACCUACAAACCCGACUACCACAGUAAGACUUGUUAAUUUUGGGUAUGAUCAUUAUCAAGAAGAGAAGAAAGCAGAUGAAGGGUUGAACAUGCACGUUCUCACAAGUAAAACAGGAAGCAUGUGUGUGUGCUACAGUCACCCUGUACGUGCCACUGAGGAAGUCUCAUACACAGUUGCUUUUGUUCAUAGAGGUUACAGUAAAACAUUUACAGUGGCUUUGGAAGGAGCUGGUGCCCCUCUUCUGAACCAGAUGUUUUGUAUAAACCUGGAUUUUUAUGUAGCUGUUUGCUUGCCAGGACACUACCUGCAUUUUAUUAACACUAGACAUCCCGAUUUAGCUUGCCACAGUCUCUUUCUAUCAGGUGAAGACGCCAGCAUCCAUUCAUUAAACCCCAACAGCACUGUACUGUCCCUGUCCGAAGCCAUGGUGUUAGAUGUUCAGGCAGGGAAGGUGUUUAAAGCAAGCAUGAGCCAGUCAUCCCUGCUGGAGCUCCUGUACAAGAGCAGGCAGGACUGCCACAUUUUGGCAGCACUGCACUGUGCUGUCAUAUAUCUUUCAUCGGACGCUGAUGUAGAACUGGAGAUUAUGCGCUGGAUUUGUGACAAUGUAACAAGAUUAGGCAGUUUUGAUCACAUUCAGGAAUUCCUAUUGGCUUCGUUGUAUGGAAAAAUCCAUCUGCAGUCUCUCUGCCUGGAUAAAGUUCUCCCUUACACGACCAUGGUUCACUGGGAAGGGGAAAUUCCCAGUGUCACGUGCACCACUGAACUCCUGUCACAGCCUGUUUUAAGAGAAAAGGCUAGAAAUCUCAAAGGAUAUUGGGAAGAAUUACACUGGAACAUGGAAACUAUGAAGUAUUUAGAUGCCGUUCCAAAUCCAAGAUACAAAAACAAUCUAAUCAGCGGGGAGUGGACUAAAUUACUGGCUGAAAUGAACGCUGAGGAAAAGAAGAUGUCCACUCAAUUAAGACAUGUCCUGGAGAACACCAAAAAGGUUCUUUCAAUUGUCGACACUUGGUGCUUGGAUAAGAGGGUGGUUCCACUCUUCCAAGAGGAGGAUAACCAGCAGAGGGUGCUCAUCGGCUUGAUGGUGGACAAGCUCAGAGAGCACCUUUAUAGACACGUCGGUCAUCUGGGAAAGAAAAAGAUUGACACGCUGGUUGUUAAUUAUGUUGCAACGCUGCUGGAGCUGGUCAGGCAGAUACUGGAGACAAUGUGGAUUAAAUAUAGUCUCAGCUUCCAAGUGCUUUGCUUCAAACAGCAAGGCAGCUCUGCUGAGUGGGCUGUGUUCCAUGUGAUGAGCAAGAUAUUGGAAGCUGCCAAAGGCCUGUGUUUGCCACUGCCUCCCGGGUUUCACUCUCUUCACACUGUGCUGGGGGUCCGCUGUCUUCCCAUUCACACGUUUCUGCUAUACAUCGACCAUGGUGUACUUCACCUGACUGAAACCUUUGUGACAAGACUCCUGAAAGAUCUUGACAACAGUGAGGCAAAUGAACAGCUGAAGUUCAGUAUUAUGAACAGACUUCCAGAGUCGUUGGGACAGAAGAUCUAUCAGCUCUGGGAUCACCCUAUCAGUUCUGCCUGCAUAGCCAGAAACUACGUCAAGAAUCUAUUGGCCAAACCUCAGAAAAAACAGAGCUCCUACUCAACUGAAAGAGAGAGGUCAUUUUUACAGCCAGAGUUCUUGCCACUCAGCUACUUGGCCAAAACACUUUCAGAUGUGGAAAAUCAAGCAUUGAACCCGUUUGAAGAGCAAGAGAAUGUGGAUGCACAUUUUGUUGAAGAAAUAGCUCUCAAACAAACUUUUAUUCUAAUGGGCUUUGAGGAGAAAUAAAAACAAGAUUUGUCUGAAUGUCUGCUUGGCGGUGCUACUGAGAGAGAGAGAGACUUGGCUGGCAACCAUCUUGUUUAAACAAGCUUCUGAGGAAGAAGCCACUGGGUCAUAGGUUAUUAUUUUAAGCAGUGGGUAGGUAUUGGCUAUUAAAAUGAUACCGCUCUUCAUAUGCAGGGUGGCUUCAUACAGGUUCUACUGUAUGAAGUCAAAUAAAACUGGAUAUUGUGAAAUGGUUUAUUGCAGAAAAAUGCAAAUAUUUAAUAUUUCUAAGAAAAGUGAUAUGAUACAGUCUAUUUACAGUGAUGACGUGUUAUGAAACUGUGUGGUUAAUUUAACUUCUGUAAUAGUUUUCUUUUAGUUUCAGUUCUGCUUUAUUAAAGUUUAUAUAAUGUAAGUAAAUAUUUUCUAUGUAGGUUAUUUUACAUUAUGUACAAUUAAACAUUCCAAUAAUGCAAUGUAUAUUCAGCCUAAUGUAUGUAUCAAUGCAUUUAUUUGAAUAACACAAUUAACAAGAGGAACUGGCAUAAAAGGGAUUUUUUCUAAGUUUGGUACAUUGGAAUGCAAAAAAUAAAAGUGAAUAUUGUUAA